Molecule: messenger RNA, 5970 nt
Organism: Musca domestica (house fly)
Lineage: Eukaryota; Metazoa; Arthropoda; Insecta; Diptera; Muscidae
Product: serine/threonine-protein kinase Pak-like
Exons: 8
Coding region: 768-2936 (722 amino acids)
Biological process (GO): regulation of axonogenesis; regulation of MAPK cascade; intracellular signal transduction
Cellular component (GO): cytoplasm
Molecular function (GO): protein serine/threonine kinase activity; ATP binding
Source: RefSeq, a predicted model, not a curated record
CUUCAAUGUCUCAUUCGUCAUGGAACGCUUUUAAAUUUGUACAUUUCGUACAGAAAACAUCGGUGAAUGAUAAUUCUGCUUAAUAAAAAUUAAAUAAUAAUGCUAAAAAGUGUCAAGUGAUAUUGUGUGUAACUUCAAAAGAAAGCUAGAGAGGCGUACGUCAUAAUAUUGUUGUAAAAUUCAUAAAAAAUUAAGCAGAAAAUAGUAUUGUUGAAGAGAAAGAAAAUUGUUGGCCAUUUGUCAAAGUACGCCUUUCCUCUUGUGUGUGCCGUUUCGUUCGGGCUGUGUGGAGUGCUGCUGCUGUAUAAAGUGUGAGUGUUUGUUCACUGGUGUGCGUGUGUGAGCAAGGAAAAUUUUUUUCCAAGAUAGAAAAAAAAAGAAUAGUGAAAUAUGAUUAACUAUUAAAUUACAACUGAAAAAGUACCAACAAGAUAUUGUGGAAAUAAUUGACAAGAGUCGGAAGAAAAAAAAUCAAUCCAAAACGUGAGUGCGUGUGUUUUUGCAGUCAUACGAUACGAUUGUCAACGGCAGGCAGCAGGCAGGUGAAAGAAUCAACCAACCAACCAACAGCUGAAAGCUUGACAAAUCACUCCGAGGAGGAAUUGGGAGAGAGAAUCGCCAGAGUCUAAAAGAAAGUGCACGGCACAGACAUUGAAUUUGGAAUUCGUAAAGAAUUAUUAAACCAGUUAUUGCUGUUGUUUUGUGAUACGGUUGUUUGUUGUCUCUAUUGUUGUUGCUGUUGUUGAGAGUGUAUCUGUUGGGGGAAAAUGUCCAGCGAAGAAGAUAAACCACCGGCUCCACCAGUCCGUCUAACCAGCAAUCGUGGUGGCGAUCGGGUGGGAGGUUCCAUAACGGGUGGCGGUGAUGGACCACCAGUCGACAUGAGACCCCUGCCAAAAGAACCCGAUGAUCCUGAUCGCAAGAAAAAAACUUUAAAAAAUAAAAUCAAAGGCUCCAAGCCAUCACAUCAGGAUUCCAAGCCGAAUAUAUCGUAUCCCACAAAUUUCGAACACACAGUCCAUGUGGGUUUCGAUGCGGUUACAGGUGAAUUUACGGGUAUGCCGGAAGCCUGGGCACGUUUGCUUAUGAAUUCGAACAUAAGCAAACAGGAACAGAAGAAAAAUCCUCAAGCUGUAUUAGAUGUGCUCAAGUGGUUCGAUAAUACCACCAAACAGAGGCCAAGUUCCAAGUACAUGACAAAUGCCAUCACCACACAUUCGGGAUCCUCAUUGAGUCGAGUGAGCAGCAGCAGUCCCAGCAGUACACCCACAGACAGUGAAUUGCAUGGCUCAAACAGUGGAGGCAAUUUAAUUGGUGUCAAUAUUGGCAGUUUGAAUAUUGGCGGUUCCAAUUCCAGUGGCUUGAUAACGUCUGGCGGUUUAGUUGGCAAUCACCAUACACCUUCGCAUCAUCAUCUGGCACAGAUACCACAUCAGCCACCACAUCAUCUUCAACAACAUCAGUCACCACAAAAUGCCUCGUCGCACCAUCAUCAACAUCAUCAGCAACAGCAGUCCGCUGCCGGUCAACAUGCUACAAUUAGUCAAUCACAUUCAUACAACUUUGGUGGCAAUACAGCCUCAUCAUCAUCGCAGCAUUCGUCGGCGAACGAAGAUGACAUCUUGGGUACACCUCAGCCGCCACCACCUCCAAUUGCUUCACGUCCCGAACGUACGAAAUCCAUUUACACACGACCCAUAGAAGAUGUUGUACCACAAGCACCUGCUGUCACGCCCAUACUACCACCGCCCACAGCGGCACCUGCGACCACACCAACAACACCGCAACACAACAAUGUGGCCCAGCCACAAUUUAAAACGCCAACAUCCGUUGCCGCCUCAACAUUGGACAAGAACAAAAACAAUGCGAAUUUGUAUGCGAACGAUGCAAAUACAAACAAUCUAACAGCAGCAUCGGCUGUGGCAGCCACAGGCUCACCAGCCGCUGGCGGACAACCAGCGACGGGGGGUACCACCAACACAACAGGUGGUACGACCACAACAACCACCCAACAACGAUCUGGAGCUGCGAAAAAGAAGAAAAUGUCCGAUGAGGAAAUUCUCGAGAAGCUACGCACCAUCGUUUCCGUAGGCGACCCGAAUCGUAAGUACACGAAAAUGGAGAAAAUCGGCCAAGGUGCCUCGGGCACUGUCUACACCGCCAUCGAAUCUUCCACUGGCAUGGAAGUGGCCAUCAAACAGAUGAAUCUAUCGCAACAACCGAAAAAAGAACUGAUCAUCAAUGAAAUUCUGGUGAUGCGAGAAAACAAACAUCCCAACGUGGUCAAUUAUUUGGACAGUUAUUUGGUGUCGGAGGAGCUGUGGGUUGUCAUGGAAUAUCUGCCGGGUGGUUCGCUAACGGAUGUCGUAACCGAAACCUGCAUGGAUGAGGGACAAAUUGCUGCGGUGUGUCGUGAAGUUUUACAGGCACUUGAAUUUUUACACUCCAAUCAGGUUAUACAUCGUGACAUUAAGAGUGAUAACAUUCUGCUGGGCCUGGACGGUUCGGUGAAGCUGACCGAUUUCGGAUUUUGUGCACAAAUCUCACCCGAACAAUCGAAACGUACAACAAUGGUGGGUACACCGUAUUGGAUGGCGCCAGAAGUUGUGACACGAAAACAAUAUGGACCUAAGGUGGAUUUAUGGUCCCUUGGCAUUAUGGCCAUCGAGAUGGUAGAGGGUGAACCACCCUAUUUAAAUGAAAAUCCAUUGAAAGCCUUGUACCUCAUUGCUACAAAUGGCAAACCUGAAAUUAAGGAAAAAGAAAAGCUGUCGGCAGUAUUUCAAGAUUUUCUUGAUCAAUGUCUUGAGGUGGAGGUGGAUCGUCGUGCCAGUGCAAUGGAACUGCUUAAGCACCCAUUCUUAAAGUUGGCCCGUCCCUUGGCCAGUUUGACACCAUUGAUCAUGGCUGCCAAGGAGGCCACAAAGGGCAACUGAUUAAAGCAGCAACACUGAUUUCUGUUGAAACUUAUUUCUUAAAAAAGAAAAAAAAAGAAAAUAUAUAAUUAUAAAUUUGUUUUAAUUCAGUAUACAAAAUUCAUUCAUCAUUAUACCUUAUUAUUAUUAUUAUUAUGAUUAUGUAAAACAAAAGAACAAUAGACAGACAGAAUAAUAAUAAUAAUAUUAUUAUUAUUAAUGCUAACUAGGAGAAGAAGAAGUGAUCCCAUGGACAAAGUAAACAAUUACAAUGGGAAUACUUAAAAAAAAAUAAAACAAAACACUUAUAUAAAUAUUUAUAUAUACAUAGAUAUUAUUUGCGAAAAAAAAAUUAUGAAAAUGAAAAAUAGAAACGAAAACAAAACAAUACUACUUAUAUAGAUUUUCAAAAUAACAAAAGCAACACCCCAUAAGAAACAACAACAACAAAAACUCCCAAAAUGCAAGUACUUUAUAUGAGGAAAAAAAGAAAGAGUAAACAAAAACCAACUAAAACAUUUAUUAACUAUUAUUAAAUAUAGAAACAAAAAGAAAACACGAAGAGCUAAGAAAGAAACCGACGAGAAAUUUAAUGAAAAUAAUAACAUUUACUUUAAUUUAUAUUUAUAGUUAUUAUAUAUAUUAUAUAAAUAUUAAAACAAGAAGGAACUUAUUAAUAAUAAUAACAACAACAACUAAGCAAAAAGGCGUUAAACACCAUUGUAUUUAAAGUAAACAAAAAAAAAAAAAAAAAGAACAAGCAAAACAACUUUAUGAAAUCAUGUAAUUCUUAUUUCUAAACUAUUAUACUUAAAGUCAACCACAACUACCUAACCUAACAUUUCUUUUGUUUUUCUUUUAUUUAAGAUUAAACAAAACAAAAAUGUUUUUUUAGUAUUUUGUUUUUUUUUUUUCAGGGUUUCAUUUUAAAUUUUUAUUGUAAAAUAUUUAGAGGAAAUCUGGUCCAAUUCUUGUUCUAUGAAAUGUGAAAUGGAAACUUUUAUAAAGGAAAGAAAUAUUAAAUGAAAAAUUUUAUAAAGGAAAUAUUUUUCAUUCCAUAUUUUCAUAGAACAAGAAUCCAGCCCCUGGUCAUGGAAUGAAAAAGCUUUUCUAAAACCUUCUUGUUUAUACCCUACACCACAAGGUGGUCAGGGUAUUAUGUCUUUGGGCAUUUGUUUGUAACAGGCAAAAGGAAAGGAGAAAAACCCGCCCAUAGUUCCUUUUGAUGAUCUAAAUAGAAUCACAUUCUGAGUCGAGUCCGUCUGUCCAUGUAUUUUUUGUAAACAAAGUACAGGUCGCAUUUUUUACCCGAUUCAGAUGAAAUUUUGCACAAAUCAUUUGUUUGACCCAAGGGCGAACCCUAUGGAAAUUGGAGAAAAUCUGUCAAAAUUUAGCUAUAGCUCCCAUAUAUAUCUUUGUCCGAUUUUUCUUUUAUUGUGCACCAGACGUGUAAUUUUAGCCCAAAUGGGAUGAAAUUUGGCAUUUAUGGCCAAAUUGGUAUGUCAAAAUUAUAGUAUGUCAAAUUAUAUCGAAAUCGGUUCAGAUAUAGCUAUAGCUUCCAUAUAUAUUGUUCAUCCGAUUUGUUAUUUUGUCCUCCACAGCCAUAAUAUGCAUGUGGUAGUAACGAUAUUUGGGGAAAUAUAUCAAAUACAGCUCAGAAAUACCUUUGCCAAAUUUUAUCGAGAUCGGUUUAGAUUUGGAUAUAGCUCCCACAUAAAUCUUUGUCCGAUUUGCCUUUAAUUGUCCACCAAGGGUGUAAUAUCAACCCAAAUGGGAUGAAAUUUGACACUUAUGGCCAAAUUGAAUCUAGAAACAAGUAUGUCAAAUUUGUUGAAAAUCGGUUAAGAUAUAGCUAUGGCUCCCAUAUAUAUUGUUCUUCCGAUUUGUUAAAUUUGCCCUCCGCAGCCGUAAUAUCCACUCUGUAACAACGAUAUUUGGGUGAACUAUAGCAAAUACAGCUCAGAAAUACCUUCGCUAAUUUUUGUCGCGAUCGGUUCCGAUUUGGAUACAGAUCUUUUUGCCGAUUUCAAGUUAAUUGUGCACCAAAUAGGUAAUAUCAGCUUGAAAUGAAAAAGGCACCAAUGCCUCUGCAAAAUUAGUAGAAAUCGAUUCAAAAGGAGGAACAUCCUCCUUUCACAUGUUACUUCCUUUGGUUUUUAAAUUAUAACUAUAAUCAUAAUUGGUAUGAUUUACUUCUCCCAAAUUUCCAAUAAAAACUUUUAUUUGUUAUGUGAAGCUCUACUAAAUAUGCAAAGUGGUGUAGGGUAUCAAAAAGUCGACCCCACCCGAUUUUAAGACUUUCUUUAGUGGUUUUUCAUUAGGGUCUGGAUUUUUAAAUGAGAUAAUAAUAGUAGUUGUAGUCAGUACAAUUGGUGAAAUAUUUUGAAGAAAUAAAAAUAAAAUUUAUCAAAAUUUGAAUUUUUCCAACCUAAACAAGAAAAGAUGCUAAAUUCCAGCAGUUUUUCUUGAGCUCGAAAGAAAAACCCCAUUCCUUGUACGUUUUUUUUUAAUUUUUUAUUUUUAUUGUAUUUAAAGCAAUACCCACGAAAAUGGUGUUUUUUCUUUUGAAUCUACUUUCCUACAGAAACAGACCCUUAAAUUCAAGAAAAAUAAACCUAGCUCCAGCAUUGAGCAUAUCUUUUUAUGACCAUGAAACCUCGGUAUAUUUGCUCUAUGAAAUUUAAACUGUAUACCCCUUUAUACUAAGUUUCUAAACGAACUCUUUUUAAUUUCUUAUAUAUUUCUUUUAAUGUUUUACCAUCUUUGUUUUUUUUUUCUUCUCUUUGUUUAUUUUUUAUUUCUUUUUCAAAAUUUGUAAACAAAAUUAUGUGGCAUUUUAAAUGCCAACGUUUAUAUUUGUGUGUAGAACUUGUAAUUGAUGAUCGAUGACAAUUAUAUAUAUAUAUAUAUUUUUAUUAUUAUUAUUAUUAUCAUUAAUGUUUAGUUUAUUAUUUUAGUUUCUUAUCAUUAUGAUUAUUAUUAUUAUUAUUACUGUAACUAUUUGAGACUAAUUUUUAAUAAAGCAAAAAUUAAUUAAUCAUUAAUAACAAAAUAA